Molecule: messenger RNA, 1029 nt
Organism: Candoia aspera
Lineage: Eukaryota; Metazoa; Chordata; Lepidosauria; Squamata; Candoiidae
Gene: RAB39A
Product: RAB39A, member RAS oncogene family
Exons: 2
Coding region: 98-856 (252 amino acids)
Biological process (GO): vesicle-mediated transport; phagosome-lysosome fusion; Rab protein signal transduction
Cellular component (GO): Golgi apparatus
Molecular function (GO): GTP binding; GTPase activity
Source: RefSeq, a predicted model, not a curated record
GCCGCCUCCGCCGGGGGAUCUCGGGCUUCUCUGGUCGAGUGCUCGCGCCAGAUCAAAGGCACCUCCCUUCCUUCCUGCCUUCCUUCCUGCUGCGCCAAUGCCUGGGAUAGGGGCCGUCGGAGCUCGGUGCAGGCACCGCCCGAGAAGGCGCCCCAACCAGGCCAAGGAGAGCGGCCACCAGGCGGACGGCACCGGAGAGACCGCCAUGGACGCGGCCAUCUGGAUCUACCAGUUCCGCCUGAUCGUGCUGGGCGAUUCCACGGUGGGCAAGUCCUGCCUCCUGCACCGCUUCACCGAAGGCCGCUUCCCGGGCCCGAUGCACUGCGAUCCCACCGUCGGGGUGGAUUUCUUCUCCCGCCUGGUGGAGAUCGAGCCGGGCAAGAGGAUCAAGCUGCAGCUCUGGGACACGGCUGGCCAGGAGAGGUUCAGGUCAAUUACCCGCUCCUAUUACCGAAAUUCAGUAGGAGGUUUGCUGGUGUUUGAUAUCACAAACAGGUCUUCUUUUGAACAUGUAUAUGAUUGGUUGGAUGAAGCAAAAAUGCAUGUUCAGCCUUUCCAGAUUGUCUUCAUCUUGGUGGGACACAAAUGCGACUUGGAAACAGAGCGCCAGGUUACAAGAGAGGAAGCUGAAGAACUAGCAUCUGCCUGUGGCAUGAAAUAUAUAGAAACAUCUGCCAAGGAUGCCACAAAUGUUGAAGAAUCCUUCACUAUUCUCACUAAGGACAUAUAUGAACUUGUGAAAAAAGGAGAGAUUUCAAUACAGGAUGGAUGGGAAGGGGUGAAAAGUGGCUUUGUUCCAAAUGUUGUACAUUCCUCCGAGGAGGCUACCUCACUGGGAGAACAAUGCCCUUGCUAAAUCUUUUGCAUGCUGAAGAGCCAUCAAAUUUAACAGGGGUUGGAGAAUAAGGCCAGAGUAUGCAAAAGUUUAUUUCAAAAGAUGCAUUAGAUCAGAGAUAAGUGAUCUACGGCUUCUGAGAUGCUUAUAGCUCCUAAAAUACUUACGUGUGGCUUGCAGGAUUCUAUAAGGAU